Hansenula ciferrii is the source of this 870-nucleotide messenger RNA. It is a transcript of the gene EMC2, whose product is annotated as Emc2p. Gene Ontology annotation, cellular component: EMC complex. The transcript has a single exon. The record is from RefSeq and is a predicted model, not a curated record. NCBI's taxonomy places the organism in Eukaryota, Fungi, Ascomycota, Saccharomycetes, Phaffomycetales, Wickerhamomycetaceae. Gene Ontology annotation, molecular function: protein binding. Gene Ontology annotation, biological process: protein folding in endoplasmic reticulum. The coding region runs from base 1 to 870 and encodes 289 amino acids.
AUGUCAGCUGAGGAAAAAUUAUUAUCAAUUCAUAAAUAUGGAUUAUAUACAACAUUUACACCAGAACAAAUAUCAUCAACAUAUUUAUUAUUAAUAAAUUAUCUUAGAUCAAAUAUAAAUUCAAUAGAUUCUAUAAAAUAUUAUGAUUUAUUAGAAUUACAAUUCUAUUUAUCAUUAUUAUCAAAUAAAGAUCAUGAAGCUAAAACUUGUCUAGAUAGAAUUAUGGAUAAAUUUGGUGAUGGUGAUAGUCAAAGAACUGCUAUAUUAAAAGCUACAUAUCUUGAAGCUACUGCGGGUGAAAAAGUUGCAAUUGAAUAUUUAAGUAAAAGAAAAUCAGAUGAAUUAGUUUGUCUUAAGAAGAGAAUCGCAUUGGGGAAAUCUAAAGCUACAAAGCAAGAUUAUAUUAAAUCUUUAAUUGGAUAUUUAAAUGUAUCACCACUUGAUACCGAAGUAUGGUUUGAACUAAGUGAAACUUAUGUUGAUAUUGGACAUUAUGAAAAAGCUGUUUUUGCAUUACAAGAAAUUUUAUUAGUUUUCCCAUUUGCUUAUAAUAUAUUUGCACGUAUCGGAGAAUUAGAAAAUAUUAUAUAUAAAAAAAAUGGAGAUUUAGAAAAAUUAGAAUCAAGUUUAAAACAUUUUUUAAGAAGUAUUGAAUUAUCAUCAAAUUUUAUUAGAGGUUGGUCAGGAAUUUUAAUCACCACUGGGGAAUUUAAGAAAUUGAAUAAUCAAAAACCAUUAAAAAAUGUUAAAAUUGAUUAUGAAUCUUUAUUCAAGUUGAGUAAUUCAAGAUUACAAAAAAUUAUAUCAACGAAGGGAACAAAUAAAGAAGAUUUAUUUGCAGGUGAAAGAAUUAUUUCAACAUUUACAUGA